Messenger RNA from Gadus chalcogrammus (walleye pollock), 5337 nucleotides. RefSeq names its product transmembrane protein 168-like. The coding region runs from base 368 to 2482 and encodes 704 amino acids. The record is from RefSeq and is a predicted model, not a curated record. The transcript is spliced from 4 exons. NCBI's taxonomy places the organism in Eukaryota, Metazoa, Chordata, Actinopteri, Gadiformes, Gadidae.
CGCUCUUGCCGUAGUAACUCUGACGGAUGUCAUCUGACCAAAACUUUCGGCGCACUUAACUUACUUCAGGAAGCGACAUUACUUUACGAAUGACACUUUGCUAAAAUUGAUGAAACUGCUUUGGGGCAUUACCCAUCAUGCACGAAUAUGAAACGGCCACUCGCGUCACACCAGAUGGCUCCGUCCUCCGUCAAAUACCCAACAUUAAAAGUUAGGUUAGCUACUCAUGCUAACCGAUGACCUGUCAGAUCUAACUCCAUAAAGGCUGGCCAUGGCUCACCUAACAGACGGAGAAUCAAGACAAUUACUUUAAAAUGACACGGUGAGCCGGCGUUUUCUUCGAGGUCGUGUGCUACACGGAGAGGGCAUGUGCCGCUUUAUGCGCUACGGCGUCACCCACUGCAUGCGCGCAGCCAUGGCCCGGCUGCAGGAGCUCCGUGGAGAGGCGACCAUCCGCUCCUCCAUGCGGGCCCUGGACUAUCUGUCCCGCAUCAGUCUGCUGGUGGCGAUCUGCCUCGGGAUAUAUGCACGAUGGGAACUCAGCCAAGAGGCCAACAUGCUCAUCAUCUUCGUUUUGGCCCUCGUUGUCCUUGGAUUAGCGAUUGUACUUCACUGUUACUUCCACAUGGAGAAAGUCAGCCAAAGUCUGAUCCACCUGUGGCAGGGGUCUCUGUUGGGUCUCCUGUGCUUCGUCGGUAGUCCUGCCCUCGACCACGGCGUGAAGGAGCAGACCACCAACUACUUGCUCUUGACUAGUAUGGUUCUCAGAACUCUCUGGGCUCUGGUGGAGCGGAUAUGCGGAUGCGCAAAGUACCGUCCGGCUUUCCUCACCACGGCGGAGCGGAUGGAACUGGUCGGCUUUGGCAUCGUGUCAUUCGUGGUCAGCAGCUCUCCGAGUGUGGCGGUGUUUGUCGGUGCGUUGGCGGUACUGAUGGUCGUUCUUCGGGUGAAAGCUGUCCUCACAAUUCCCAACCUAGUCGGCUUCGCCUUCUUCGGUGAAUUCCUGUUCAUCAAGGGCCUGGACGUGUCCACCAACAAGUUUGCCUUGGCGUGUUUCUUGAGCCAACUCAUGUGCGACCCUCUACUCGACUACUACUUCAGCGGCUCGUCUGUGACCGAGCGCUGGCAGCCGUUCCUGGCGGCUGGAGGCUGGCGACGGCUGUCCCUCCUUCCCCUACUGCUGGUGGUUGAGGUGACGUUCCUCGUUCUGGCCGCGUCUAAGCUGUCGGACGGGGGCCAGUUGUACCUGAUGAUUCCAGCCUUCGUGGUCUGCAUGCUCUUCUGGGGCAUCAUCCACCUGGUGUUCUUAAUCACCUUAUGGGGCUUCAACACCAAAAUCAGCGCCUGUCAGAGAGUGUGCUUGGCCCAGGGGUCAGGGUUCAACAGUCUAGACAAGGUCAUGGCAUCCAAAGGCGUGCGACACUUCUGCCUCAUCUCACAACGCCUCGUUCUAUUGACGCUGCUGUCCACCCUCAUUUUGGCAGCUCUGGCAUGGAUGUCGGUCUGCAGCCUCUCCAUCAGUGUGUCCCUGCUGGUGCUGCUCUUGGAGUCCCUCUUCCACGGGCUAUUCCACGAGUUGGGCAACAGUCUGGGGGGAACCCUCGUGGGCUACGCUGUGGUCAUCCCCACUAAUUACUGCAGCCUCGACGGCCAGCCCAUGCUGCUGCCCCCGGACCAGGUGCAGCAGCUCAACCAGCGCUCCACGGACAUGCUGAACAAGGUGCAGCUCUUCUUCGCCCACCACAUGAUCGAGAACUUCGGCUGCGACUACUCCACCAGCGGGCAGAGCCUGGAGGCCAUGCAGGCCAAGCUGCGCAGCUUCCUGGAGCAGCGGACGGCCGACGGCCCGCGCCACGACACCUACGUGGUGUACUACAGCGGACACACGCACCGCACCGGGGAGUGGGCUCUGGCAGGCGGUGACACCCUGCAGCUGGACCAGAUCGUCAAGUGGUGGCGGGAGAAGAACGCCGGGGCCUGCUCCCGUCUCAUCCUGGUUCUUGACGUGGAAAACGCCCUUCCCUGGACCAAGGAGGUGGGCCGUGUCGAGGCGGGCCGCGAGUACUCCGGCCUCUAUGUGGCGGUGCAGGGCGCCACUCUCUCGCCCGCCUCCGACCCAGAGGUGCAGGACGCGGGUCAGCUCGGGGACUUCACCCACCGCUGGGUGGAGUUCAACUGCAACCCCGGCGCCGACAUUCGCUGGUCGGAGCCGGGCCGCCCCGUGUCGGCCGUCUACGGCGUGUCCCACCACUGGGGCGACUACUCGCUGCACCUGCCCACUGAGGGCGACGUCAACAGACACUGGCAGACCUACUUCCCCAGAGUCACCUACCCCGUGGUCCGGCUGGCGCUGUGGGCCUGCGGCCUGGACGUGUUUUGGGGCUGCGGCGUCUUCCAACGGUACCUGCGGAGGCUCAAGCUAAACUGGUUCCCGCCCGCUAUCCUAGACACGGGCCAGGGCUUCAAGCUGGUCAGGUCCUAGCCCCCUGCACUCGGUUAAAGGCAUGGAUCUUAAGGCUGCACUCACACUAGGCCAUCUGGCCGUGGCCGUUGGCCGUCGCAACUGUGGCCUGGGCCAAGGUAGGCUCUUGUACAUACGUCAUCACGUCUUAACACGUCAUCACCAAGCGUCCGCUGCAUGGACCAUAAUAAAGUCUGCCGCCAGUCAGAGUUUUAACAACAAUGGACAACAACACAGAGAACACACCAACAGUUGAACCGCUUGACGCGAUGUUUACCGUUUAAUGGGAAAGAAGGCUCGUCGCCUUUAUUAUGUCCGUGGUCGUCGCAUGGACUAUACGUCAUCCAGCUCAGGCUGCGUAGCCGUGCGUGCGCGCGUGUCGGCUCAUUAGCAUCUGUACCGUAGCGGCCCGUACCGUAGCAGCACACCUCUCCCAAGUGGCCAAAUUGGCCUGGCCAGACUGGCCACACUCACACUGGCAGAUUUGAGCACGGUUAGGUGUGUAAACGGCCACGGCCACGGCCAGAUGGCCUAGUGUGAGUGCACCCUAAGAGUCAGGGAGAUUAGAGUGUUUGUAAAGAAAACCCAACAGAAUGGAUGAGUGUGUUUUUAUUACUUAUAGAGUACAGACCGUUUGGUUAAGUCGUUAAUUUACAAAGUUACUGAUUGGGGUUUUAGUGUGUUCACUUAUUUCAUUGUUUUGGUUUUAUGUUUGCGCACAUGCCAGUUAGACGUCAUUGUUUGGGAUCUUGAUGUCGCCACCGACUAAAGAAGAGCAUACACAUGUUGGUUAUAAUAUGGGCUCUUCAAUUGAAUUGCAAUGUUGUAUUCGACAUGAUCGGUUAUCGCUGGCAUUCACUUAGACCAGUGCCUUCUUUUGUACUGUAGUAUCACCAAAGAACUAGUAACAAACUUGCUUUGACUAAAGCAUACAACGGCCUUGUGACGCCAUACUCCUUGCAAACACACUGUUCUGUAACAGUUUAUAGCUUCUCCAAAGGCACACCUGCACAGCUUAUGCUUAUUUAAUACGUGUAUAAUAUGUGUAUAGAUUCCUCUUGGGAAUCCAACAACCGAUUCUUCUAUUUGGAACAAACUUUACAGUGAAUGUAUUUUGUAAAGAGUCCAAGAAUCCCUGUUACCAGUAUAUAAUAAGUGCAAUGGGUUAAUGAAAAUACACCCGAUCUAUUUUCUCCAAUUAAAUACUUCAUAAAUAUAUUUUAUGCUUUUGGGGAUACCUUUUAUAACUAUUCCAACUUCAGGGAAUUCCAGGAAAACCUUUAAUAAUUGCACUAGACGUAGUUGUUGUAAGACUUAUAUUCACGUGAGUGUCGUUUUUUUUUUUAAAAAGGGGUGUUAUUUUUAAUUGGCUUGCAUGCUAUUCAAAAUGACAUUUGCUAAAUUGAGACCGCUAUGCAAUAAAGAACCGAUUUCAAAACCUGUGCAAUUAUUUAUCCAAUCGGCCCCUAAUAAAGUGGGAUACACUGCCACCAUGUGGCAUAAAAGCAGUAAAUACUUAUUUUUUCAGUCCAGGCACCACAGGCAAUUUAUCCAAGUUUUUGUUUAUUUUAUUGAAAACAUUAUAAAAUAAGGUACAGCAGCAUUUCAUAUUUGUAUUUCCAUCUAGGACAGUCACUUGUAACAAAUCCAAAAAAAAAAAAGCUUAAGCUUGUCUGAUCAUCAAGGAGAUGGGACCAGGGAUUUGUUUUGUGUACACGAUUGCCAUUUCUAUAUAGUUAGUUGCAUUACACGAAGUGCAGAUGAUUGCUGUUUUAAAGUCACUAACAAUGAAGAGACAAUCAGAGUAAAUAUUGAGUGCAAUUUGGAAUAUUCCUCAAUAAUUAAUCCCCAGUCCCAAGUCUACUCAUUAGAACAUUGUAAAUUCUCAAUUGGACAGAAUUACACAGCACAGUAGAACGACCACAGACUGACACUUCAGAUAUUUAGAAACUGUAUUUAGUUACACAUUAUUAAAAGAAAAAGGGGGCCAAAUAUGUAAUGAAUAAAUGGCUAGGCAAUAUAUACAGUGCAGCUCUUUCUUUGGCCAGUGUAAACUUAAAAAAAAUGCUUACUAAUCUCAGUGGGAAGUUGAGAGAGCUGUGAGCUAACCCCCUGGAGACCGGGGUUCAAGUCCGGUUGAUGUCCACUGUUGGAAGUCUCUUAUUUCAAUUUCAUGCGUAUUAUAAAGUCAAGUAUAACCAUUCUGAUGUCUUUAUUCUGUGUAUUGAAGGUGCAUUGAAAAGUUCGGACACUCUAAACAGCUCAGGUACGGAUCCCUGCGAAAACGUCGACAGGGGUACCACUGUCAUUUUUUAUUGGCUGCAUGAAAUAAACAUAAGGGGUAACACUGUCGAUAUUUAUCAAAUAAAACAUAACGGGUGAACACUUUUGUUUUUCUUUGGUCGUCAUGAAAAAAAAAAAAAGGGGUAACACUGUUGUUUUUAUCAAAUGAAAAAUAAGGGGUAACACUGUCGUUUUUUAUUGGUCGUCAUGAAAAAAAACAUAAGGGGUAACACUGUCGAUAUUUAUCAAUUAAAACAUAGGGGGUAACACUGUCGUUUUUAUCAAAUGAAAUACGAGGGGUGACACUGUCGUUUUUCUUUGGUCGUCAUGAAAAAAAACAUAAGGGGUAACACUGUUAUUUUUUAUGUUCGUCAUGAAAAAAAACAUAAGGGGUAACACUGUUCUAUUUUUAUUGGUCGUCAGGAAAAAAAACACAAGGGGUAACACUGUCGUUUUUUAUUGGUCGUCAUGAAAAAAAAACAUAAGGGGUAACUCUGUCGUUUUUUAUCGGCCGUCAUGAAAUAAACAUAAGGGGUAACAUGUCUAUUGCAUAUAUAUAUAUUGGAUAUAUAAGGGGUAACACUGUCGAUAUU